Labeo rohita (rohu) is the source of this 5434-nucleotide messenger RNA. RefSeq names its product FHF complex subunit HOOK interacting protein 1Aa (gene fhip1aa). The transcript is spliced from 13 exons. The record is from RefSeq and is a predicted model, not a curated record. NCBI's taxonomy places the organism in Eukaryota, Metazoa, Chordata, Actinopteri, Cypriniformes, Cyprinidae. Bases 453 to 3389 code for a protein of 978 amino acids.
GAGCGAGUGGCGUCAGAGUUCUCUGGAUCUUUAAAUGUGCUGUGAUAGACUCAACAAAGCUCGUCGCUGCGAGCUGCACUGAGCUAUCAUUAUGAAAACGACAACGGGACGGAAUUAUGAUCGGUUUAUUGCCAGAGGAAUAUGACACAGGGAAACAGAGCUGCUGAGUCGAAGUUUUGUCAGGUGUGGAAGAGAAAAGGCGUUUGGACAUUAAAGGCGAAAACCCACAUUGAUUAGAUCCUGCUCUACAUGUCUCAGAAGAGCUCCUGAGCCCUCUGAAGAUGCAGAGGUUUUCUGCCUUACAAAAAAACGUGUCUCCAGCAGCAGCUUUCAGCAGUAGUCUGACUGAGGUUGUCCACGUCUAAUGCUACCGUGCAGUUAUCCAUGUUUGGUUGAAUCUGGCAUCGACUCCACCUUUCAUGAUGGUUUAGUCUUGCUGUGAGAGCACAACAAUGACAUCCAUGGUUGCCAAUGGGAAUCGAGGUGGCAAGUCACUGGUCCUGAAAGGAGUGGACCCUGAAACAUGCAUGAUCGUGUUCAAAAACCACUGGGCACAGGUGGUGAAGAUUCUAGAGAAGCAUGACCCAUUGCGCAGUAAUGCUGGUGGCCUGGGUGGAGGUCACGGUCUUGGUGGGGGUGGAGGACUCGGCAGCUUCCGUUUUGGUCCAAUCCCUGGCGAUGAGGCCAGUGCCGUGCAGAACUAUGUAGAGCACAUGCUCUUCCUCCUCAUGGAGGAGGAGUGUGGUCAAAAUGGGGCCAUGGGGCCCAUCCUGGAGUUUGUGGUGAUGGAGAACGUGUUGGAGAGACUGUUUAUCUGGAGCCUGAGACGAGAAUUCACAGAUGAUAUGAAAUUAGAGCAACUGAAGAUGUAUGAGAUGCUGGUUGGUCAAGCCAAGCAGCCAUUACUUCAUCAUAAACCGGUGCUCAAGCCUUUAAUGAUGCUCUUGUCGUCCUGCUCCGGCUCCCCAUCAGGUCCAAGCUCCUCUGCUGUGGAGUCAGAACUUGUGCUGCUCCUGAACCAGCUGUGCUGUGUUCUUGCUAAAGACCCAUCAGUCCUGGAGCUUUUUUUCCAUACGAGUGAGGACCAAGGAGCUGCUAAUUUCCUCAUCUUCUCCCUACUCAUCCCUUUUAUUCAUAGGGAAGGAUCAGUCGGACAGCAGGCCAGAGAUGCACUAUUGCUUAUCAUGGCUCUUUCUGCUGAGAACCAUGUUGUGGCCAAACACAUCGCAGAGAACACCUAUUUCUGUCCGGUUUUGGCUACAGGUCUGAGUGGACUUUACUCAUCUUUGCCUACCAAGUUGGAUGUACCCAGUGAGGAGUGGCACUGUCUGCACCGUGAGGACUGGCAGCAGCUGCCUGCUGUUGUGCAAUUUCUUAACUCCUUGGAGUUCUGCAAUGCUGUCAUACAGGUGGCCCAUCCUUCCAUCAGAGACCAGCUGGUUGGCUACAUUUAUAAUGGAUUUCUGGUACCAGUUCUAGCACCAGCAUUACACAAGCUGACACUUGAGGAGGUGAUGACCACAACAGCAUACCUGGACCUCUUCAUACGCAGUGUUUCUGAACCCGCAUUGCUGCACACCUUUCUAAGCUUCAUUCUGCUCCAUCGCCAUGACAAUGUACACAUUUUGGACACACUAGUCAGUCGCAUCAACACUCCUUUUCAGCUUGGCACUGUAUCGCUGGCCCUGUUCCGCACUCUCAUUGGCUUGUAUUGUGAGGAUGUCAUGCUCCAGUUGGUUUUCAAGUACCUAAUCCCCUGUAACCACAUGAUGUUGAGUCAGCGUAGAGUCCUAAGAGAGAGAGACUGUUACUCUGUAUCGGCCGCCAAGUUUCUAGCCCUUACACCCUCCUGCUGUUCUCCAGAGGUCGUCCCCCCUCCACUCAGACAACUGGACUCCAUUCUAUGGUCAAAAGUCACUGAUGGCUCCCAUAUAGGAACUAUAGAAUCAAAAGAGGUCAUCUCAGAGGAGGAUGACUCUGGUAACUCGUGUGUCAUUGGCUCGGAGAUCUACCUGGAUGUCAGUUACUUGCACUACUUGUAUGAUGCACAAAACAGUAUCAGUCACUGUAUGCGAGCAUGCCGUGUUUGGUCGGCCCCUUACGAUGGUGAGAACCCUCCUCCAGAAGAAUACCAGUGCAGUACCUUGGAAGAAGCAGGUAGGACUCGGCCACCAAAUACCAGCAGGAAAACCCCAAAUCAAAUGCAUCGCUCUGGUCCACCCCUCAAAGACCUCACUGCUACUCCUGGAUUGCUGGAACUGGAAUGGGAUGAUAGUUAUGAUGCUUGUCCUACACAGCUACAUCCGGAAGAAGAUCAGGAGACUCGUCCCAUCCCAGACGAGCCUCCAAAACACAUUCAAGAACUGCGGAAAACUGCUAUUAUGAUUGUGAAGGGCUCUUACAUUGAAGAGUCUGAGUUCCAGAAUGAUGUUAUGGUCUAUGACCUGGUAGCUCAGAAGGAUGCUCGUGACUCUGGUAACAGCUAUCAAGCUCCAUCCAAUCCUACUGAACCAGCAAAGCAGGAAAUGUUAGCUGGACCAGUAACUGAUCAAAAGAUUACAAAUUCAGAAUCCUCAGUGAGCAAUGGCUUGAGCUCCCCAUUAGAUAUAGACAGUAAAAAGAGAGGGUCCCAAUUAGACCACAAGUCACUGGAAGGGGAGGACCUCAUGGCCCAGUAUGAGGAACUCAUACGGACUCUGGGUGCACAUCCUAUUAGUCCAGCAAAAACAGACAGUGAACUCAAGAGUCCUACAGACCUCAUGGAUGAGGAUGAAGAUGAGAUUGACUUUAACUCUUUCUCAGCAGAGACACCAGAGGCAGAAAAGUUACCGUCUCCUUUUGGGACCAAACCCCGCAGUGGGAGCAGAGGGCAUGCUGUGCCUUUUACAGGGCCUUUUCUGAGUGUACUGCUAUCACGUCUAGAAAACAUGCCGAGUAAUUCUCUCCAUGUGAACUUGCUUCUGACUGGCAUCCUGGCCCAGUUAGCUGCUUAUCCUCAGCCCCUGCUGCGCUCCUUCCUUCUCAACACAAACAUGGUGUUCCAGCCUAGUGUGCGCUCUCUAUACCAGGUACUGGCUUCAGUGAAGAACCAGAUAGAACAGUGGUCAGCGAAUAGUAAAGACUUCUCUGAGCUUCUCACAGCUGCCCAGCACUGCUUAUUGGCCAGAGAGAGUUCACUAAGAGACUCUCCGAGUCCACAGAAUGGAGAUUGUUUCCAUGGUUCUGAAGCAGACCGAAUCAAGAAGAAUCCACCUAUCCAACCCAAAACUGUGGUUCCCUUAAACAAAACCGAGGUAUACGCUACAGUUCUGUUCACAGAGUUUCUAAAAGAACUAGCGGCCUUUGCACAAGAACACUCCAUCCUUUCUCAUCUUCCCGCGGAGCAGUAGCCUUCAGUUUUUAUGUUUGUUGUUAAUGUUUCCAGGAAACCUUUGAACUGACAUUUUGAAUGAUGUUUAUUUCUUAUUGAAAGCACUACAACUACACUGUAAACUCUAAAUUAAUGUGGGAAUGUUUUUUCUGACUUUUUAGAUAUUUUGAUGGGGUUCUUUCAGUAUGUUUUUAUCUGUUGUGUGAACAAUCCUUGAAACUUCCACCAUUUGAUUAUGCAUUAUCAAACCUGCCAUAAAGCAGUCAUUGAUUUGCCUUCAUUUCUUAAAACCGACUUAGGGACACAAAAUGCUGGAUGUCUAACUGAAAUUUUAGGCCAGAACUAAAUGGUGAAGAGGCAUUACACAUAAAUAACACUCGUUAUUAAUAACAUUUGAGGACCUGAAUCUCUGAAGAUUCUUUGUACAGUGCUGCUAAUGUCUUUUUGCUGGAAUGUUCCUAUGGUGGCCUUAUACUGAUAGUGCCUAUUCCUUUAGUCCUUAAUUUUCAACAUUGUCUUUACAGUUUUAUAUACAGUAAAACUUGGUAAACCUGGUCAUUGGCCAUUUUAUACAACUGACUAAAUGUUGUCUGUAGGAGUGCUGGAUUUCCUCUCACUUCGUUCACAGUUGUUCCGGUUGUAUGUAGAGCAUCACUGAUAUUAAGUUUCACUUUGUUUAUGCAGCACAUGAGUUGUUAAUGAAUAUGUUUGAAACUAGCAACACACCUGCUUGUAAAUUAGGAUGAGGUGUCUUUUUUUAGUGGGGUACGAUAUACACUGUUCAUAGUUUAAGGUCAGUAAGAUUUUUAAUUUAUUUAUAAAAAAUAAAUGCUUUCAUCCAGGAAGGACACAUUAAAUUGAUCAAAAGUAGAACUGAUUUUUUUGUAACAAUGUAAAAGUAUUUACCCUAUCAAAUAAAUAAUGUUCUUUUAAACCUAUUGAUAAAACAAUCAUAAAAAUGCAUCAGUUUCUGAAAUUUUUUGCCAUGAAAGGAGUAAAUUACAUUUUGUAAUUUGUAUUAAAACAAAGAAGGUAUUUUAAAUUGUACCAUUUCACAAUAAUACUGUCAUUUUAUCAAAUAAAUGCAGCCUUGGUUCAAAACCCGAAACUUUUAAAAGGUAGUGUGUUAAAAUAUUUUAGAGGAUGAAAAAAAGUGUAAUAUUUUUUACAGAUAUUGCUUCUCUAUUUUGAUUUCUUUGUUUCUUUGUGUCUUGAAUCUUUAUGACAUUGUUUGCAUGGCCUCUGAAAAUGGCCAUGAAGGACAUUGAUUUUGCUGAAACAUGAUCAGAGUUCACAUUUUUAUGUGUAUAGGAAAGCAACUGAUGUGCAGAUAUGCAAUUCCAAUGUAUCAAAACACCCACAUGCAAAUAGAAAGUGUCCUUUAGUAUCAAAGUUGCCUUGAUUUUGAAGUAUUUUUACAGUUGCCAUGUUAUAUAUUAAAACAAACGAGCUUGCUUAGUAAUAACAAAUGUAUAUUGAAACACUGGAGGUUCUCUUGGUUUCUGAGCACAUUUGUUUUUAGUAUAAACUGAUUGUUACAUGGAAUUUUACACAUUAGUGGUUAUGCUUAAAAUACAAUUUAACAAAUUGUUUUUCAUAUUUGAUUAAUUGCCUUAAAUGUAUUCAUUGGCUUUGAUUGUUCCUAUUUUGAAGGUAGAUGUUUUGCAUGAAGCCCCUCCCUAACUGUCAAUCAAAUUUUGAUUACCAAACAUCCAGAGGCCACAAUGUAGCAUAUUAAUCCAAAGAUAUUUAUAUGCAUUUCUAUCUACCGUAGAUGACUUUUUAAUGGGGGGAUCAAGAGCUAGAUUAGAAAUUCUAUAUUAAAUUGCCUUUACUGGUGGUAAGCAAUACUUACAUUUUACAUCUCUGUACAGUAUGUAGGUUGUAAAAAGAAAUGCUGAAUCUGUAGUAAUGUCACCAGCUCAACUUUCUCGUGCUCUCGUUUAAUGUUCAGACAGGAAACUGUUAAACAUUUUCUGAAACAUGUCGAAUGGAAAUGGCUUCUGUGUCAGAAAUGUAUGAAGGCAUGACAUCUUGAAUAAACAUAUCUCCUGUCCACUAACA